Cheilinus undulatus (humphead wrasse) is the source of this 2395-nucleotide messenger RNA. RefSeq lists its product as uncharacterized. The record is from RefSeq and is a predicted model, not a curated record. Bases 509 to 2395 code for a protein of 628 amino acids. The transcript has 25 exons. NCBI's taxonomy places the organism in Eukaryota, Metazoa, Chordata, Actinopteri, Labriformes, Labridae.
GAGAACUGGAGCGAAAUGUCCCAACCAAGCACCAGCGAAGAGAUUCGUGCUUGUGCUGUUGUGUGCAAGGAGGUCCAUGUGUCUGAGUGAGAGCACCUUCCUGCAUGUCUUUAAGUCAGAGGUGGCAUCCAUCACAGUACCUCGUUAGAAGACACUGAACCCUUCAGAAUGACCCAGAUGUUUGCAAAUGGAGACUGCAUGGCUAGUAGGGGAUCAUGGGAGGCCAAAAACAUACUUGGAAUCGAAACUCGAUUAGUUGCCCAGCACUACUCAGCAUCCAGACCCAGGGUGGGGUUUGAGGUUGACCGUCUAAUGGAUUUGUCAGCGCUUUGCCUCAACCAUCUGGCACCCCUAAACUCUCCAGGUCCAACCAUGACGUCACGGUGGUGCUACUUAAUCCUGUUAGCCCGAGUCAGCCGCUGUGGCAAUCUCAGCAGAUCUGUGCUGGCUUUGCCGCACUCUGGACCUCUACACCAACGGCAUGCAGAACCUCUUGUAGACACGCAGGAUGUUUAACUGGGUGGUGAAAGUGGUCCCCCAGCCCCCUGAAGCUCCUGGGACGGAGGAAAAUGCUAAAGCCCCCGUUGCUAACCAUAUCAAAAACAAAGAUGCAAAAAACACAGAUGAAGGUUCAGAGGACAGUCAAACCCAGACUGGAGUUUUAGGUUGGCUGUCUAAUGGGUUUGUCAGCGCUUUGCCUCAGCCAACUGGCACACCUCGACUCUCCAGGUCCAACUCUGAUGCCUCGGGGGAGGGUGGAGAAAGGCCCGGGGUGAUUGGCUGGGUCUCUCAGGGUUUGAACAAGAUGUUACCUCAGCCUGAUGACAAAUACAAAGAAGUAGACAACGAGGAACACACCGAGAUAUAUGAUGUGGAAACAAUGCCAGAUUACGAUCCCCUCCCACACAUCCCUGUGGUGGAGAUGCACUCAGACGAUGAGGACGACAUAGAGGAUCUGACCCCUAAAUUCCCCAAUGUGGUGAACUGGAUAAGACAGAUGGUUCCUCAGCCACAAAUGCUGCCCCCUGGUGCCGUACCUAUAGAACCAUCAAACAAGGCAACCAAGUCGACACGCUCCUCCCUGGACAAAAUUUUUUCUCCACCGCCUGAAUCACUCAGUGGAAUCUCACUGGAUACUGACAGCAAAUCCUCAGGUGUGGUUGGCUGGUUCGUCUCCGGAUUUGGCCUGAAGUUGCCUCAGCCUGCACUUCCCGCUAAAGAUGAGCCUCAGGGUGCAGCUGAAAUCCUCCAAAAAGUUUCAUCCAAACUUAAACCUGACAUGGUGCUGGAAGACGUGGAUUCAGACAACGAGGGCCAGCAGACUUGUACAGAUCAUACCAGAAACAACAGAAAUCUUCAAUCAAAUAACCAGGAAACCCAGUACCAAUCAAUUCCCAGUUCCAAUGCUGUUCCAAUAUCACAGCCAUCACAGAUUGUGUCAAAAAAUGCUCGAGAAGACGCAGAGACCCAGACUGGUCGAUGGACGCCGUUUAUCCAAAGCAUCAAAAAGGAAGCUGAAGAUGUGGCUAUGGCUACCAUGGAGGAACGCCUGUUACUGGAGCGUAUGGAGUUUGCCCGUAUGGCUGAAGAAGUGGCCAGGCAGACAGCUGAGAUGGCCAUCAGACAGAUGGCCAGUGAGGCACAGUCCAUCAAACUCUCACUGGGAAGUCAAGAACUGCUGGAUGAGCCUGAAGUCGAACUGCCAGUGACACCAGAAGAGGAGAGUGAAGAGGAGCACAUAAAAAUCACAGAAGAGGAACAGAGCUUAGCUGAGGAGGAGCAGCAGGAAAAGUCAGAGGAGCCUAUCAUCAGUGAAACAGGUCAUUUUUUAAAUUUUACUUCUCAUCCUGAACCAGUUAUAGCCCCUGAGCUGAAGGCUAAACCAGAACGGGAACCAGAACCAGAAACCAACAACAAGGAAGCUAAUGCAGAGGCUGAGCCUGUAACCCAGCAGCCAAAGAAAGCCAAGGCAGAUGGUCAAAGCCCAGACUCCGACAAAGCUAGUGAAAAAGACGGGGAAGCUACUGAGGAGGGCUGUGGUGCUGGUGCUCCGGUCAGCUGUGAUGCAUUCAAGAGCUGCCUGAUGCGCAUUCCUCACACCUCUGAGUGCCUAGGCAACAUCAACGCAUACUUCAAAGAGAACGGCAUCUCUGCCCCCAAAAUACCCCCCAUGCCUGAGCUACCUAGACAACUUUCUGACGUUACCAAGCACUUACCCAGUCUCCCCUCUCUGCCCCCUGAAUUGCGCCAAGAGUUGUCCCAGAUACGACUCACACAGGUCCCCCGCAAUAUCGCCCAGACUCUAACAGAGCUCAUGCCCAAGAACCCAGACGAAGAUCUCCCAGGCCCAAACCAGAACGCAGCAGUACUUCAGCAACAUACAGAACCGCCUUAA